Penicillium longicatenatum is the source of this 1275-nucleotide messenger RNA. RefSeq names its product FAD-dependent oxidoreductase. Gene Ontology annotation, molecular function: FAD binding. The transcript is spliced from 2 exons. NCBI's taxonomy places the organism in Eukaryota, Fungi, Ascomycota, Eurotiomycetes, Eurotiales, Aspergillaceae. The record is from RefSeq and is a predicted model, not a curated record. Bases 1 to 1275 code for a protein of 424 amino acids.
AUGGCUAAAGAGCAACUUCCUAUUCUAGUAGCGGGGGCUGGACCUGUCGGAUGCUUCAUCGCUUAUCGCCUGGGGAAGGCAGGGAUUCCAGUUCAAAUCUUCGAAAAGGAGUCCGCUCUCCCCUAUACACCACGAGCCGUUGGUUACUAUGGCGCUACCCAAGUCGUGUUUCAGGAAUCUGGUCUGUACGACCUCGUUCGGGCCGAAGGGUUCAUGACUGCUGGACUUUGCUGGCGCACACUUCCUAUCGACGACGACAAGGGAGGAAAGCGCCUGGGUGACCUACUCGCUGCGCAGCCUCUUAGCAACCCCAGUGAUCCUGUCAAAGCCUGCCCGUCCGGCCUGCUCAAUCUUCGCCAGUCGGAGCUGACAAAGCUGAUUUUGCAAGAGGCGCUGAAGACUGGCAACGUGACGAUUCAGUUCAACAGCGAGCUAUCCAGCAUCCAAGAGGGGGAGGGAAAAGUCACCAUUGAUUUCGAAAACAAAGAUCUCCCUGCUGUUACGGGUUCUUACCUCGUUGGCGCCGACGGUGGUAGAUCGAAAACUCGCAAACUCAUCGGAACACCUUGCCUCGGUCACACAUGGCCUGAGAGACUCAUCUCCACAGAUGUCAUUCUUGGAAACUAUGUUGAUCCGGUCUGGCACACUUGCUACAUCAUCGGGACAAAGAAUUACACCAUCAUGACGCCUCUUACCGACCCGGUUGUCGGCGAAAAGAGCCUGUGGAGGUGUACCGUUGCGAUUCCCCCGGAAGACGAGAGAUCCGAGGAGGAAUUACUCCAAGACGAGGUCAUCCACGGCUUCUACGAAGAGGUGGUUUCUGGACCGCGGCCACUCCCAGCUGAGAUCAAGGCAAAGGCAGUCUAUCGCAUUCAUCAGCGCUUGGUCCCGACUAUGCGCAAGGGUCGAUGUGUAUUAGCCGGAGACGCAGCGCACAUGAACAACCCAUAUGGCGCCAUGGGCUUGAACACUGGCCUUCUGGAUGGCGAUGCUCUGGCGGAGGCCCUGAUCAUGGUCCUUAACGAAGCCCGAUCGGACAAUAUUCUCACAAGCUAUUCAGACGCUCGCAGAAAAGUCUUUCAAAACUUCGUUGACCCUACCACGACAGCCAACAAGCUUCGUCUUCACCUAGCAAGCGAGACUGCGGCAGUAGAUGACGACUACUUGAGAUUUCUGCAGAACCCCACCCCAGAGGAGCUGCAAAAAGGAGCCAAGCCGUACUUCGAGACUUGGAGGACAGAUAUGAGAGCUGUAGCCAAGGCUGCCGGGCUAUGA